AUGCAUUUGUUGCCCAAACGGCGGCCCAUACUGGUCGGCCUUGUUCUGACCUGUUCUGCCCCUGUUCUGCCUGGCGCGGUUCUGCUCGGUUGCGCCUUGUUCUGCGCCGCGCCACUGCUCCGUCAGGUCAGCCAGCUCGGACAACAAUAUUCCGACUCGAAAAUCUGGAAACGUCUCGGAUAACUCGAUUCUGCGGUGCUCGGUACGAUCUCGCCCGAGUAAGGAUUAGUCUCAAGUCACCGGUAUACCCGGCGUACGCUCGAGCCUGUCGCCCGGCGCGAUCUGCAAGCUGGCGCGAUCACUCGCCGACGCGCACCGACUCGGUUCGGACUUAUCCCAAUUGCGUUCCACCACCUUCCUUUGCCAUCGUACCGACCUUACCCUUGUAGAACUCUCACCCUUCACCGCCGGUACGGGUACGAUGGGUCUCUUAUCCAACUUAGGCUUAGACACCGGUAACGAGGUAGGAUUCCCCAUCGAUCCGGGCCUAAGCCACUAGACUCGUCGACGUCACUCCUCCGCUGCGGGCUGAAUCAGCUGACCUGGCCGCCGCGCUUCUCGUUCCGGGCUCCUUCACGGUCCUUUUCCAGACGCAGCAGAUCCAGAAACUUGCGCACGAACUUGAUCAAGCGAAUCAGGUAAGACUAAUCGACCUUGAGCAUCCUUGACCAAGGCCGGGUCUCCAAUGCUACCUCGGCGCGAUCGUGUGCCCGAUGGUGCCGGGUGCCGAUGACAGUGCCGGUGGUGGCCGGGCGCGUGCGGACCUUUCGAACCUUCAAGACAUCUGGAUCUGGAUUCGCUUGCUUUGAAUCAUCGCUUUUGUGCGGUCUAGCGAAGCUCGGACGCAGACACGUCAGCCGUUGUGGGCCGACCGGCCCAGACCGGCCAGGGGCUGCCCCCACAACUCCGGCUAUCGGCCUGCACACGACACACGAUCGAUCGGCCGAGCUGAGCUUCGGAGAUUGGAGCACCGCAGCACGGCAAGAGCCGAGAGUCACUUGAGAUAUGCGAGCGUUGAACCGACCGCUCCACUUUGCAUCCCUUUCCAUCAAAUAGCACGCACACCACCUAGCCCUCCAGAACCGAGCCGCGCAGCACCGAAUCCGCGAACUCCAAGACCUCCUCGCGAUCCAACAACGUCUCACCUCGGACACUCAAGCGACCCUCCACCUCACCGAAUCACGCCUCGAAUCCCUGACCCAUUCCUACAAUUCGACCCAAACCGAACUCUCGACCCUGCGUACCGAACUCUCCAAAACGCCCACCACCUCCUUGGACCUUUUCUUUCGCUACAGACAACUCCAAGACCUCUGGGACCAAGCUCGCGAUACGCUCUCUUGUCCCGUCUGCUUCGAUUUCAUAGGGAAAGGCCAAGUCGUUUCCCUCUUGUGCGGACAUACAUUCUGUCAAGGCUGUUGGACCGAAUGGGAGAACAAGCAUUUGGUCGAGUUCAAGACUUCGACCCAACAGGGAAGGUAUUUCGGGCCGGAUUGUCCAGAGUGUAGAGAGUCCGGAGUGAGGCAUGGGAAGGUUAGGGUUUGGGCGCUAGAGGAAGUCAUUAGGUUUGUUGAGAGGGGGACGAGGGAGACGGAGAAGAUUCAUACGCAAGAGGAGAUUAGGCGGAUAUUGGGUGACCACACGGAUUCCUCACCGUUGCCGCAGCAGCAGGAUCCGACAUUCACCCGGCAUCCACCCGCGCCGACUAGCCCUAUCGAGACAUCGGAAGGAACACAUCGAGACUCUACACCAGCGUCCGGCCAAGACACUUCACCGGAUCAACUCGAACCUCAGUCCGUCACGAUCGACGCAGAGGACGAGGAAUCAUCCUGGACGCUUUUUUCGGACGAAUCGACAUCAACACCGCCCUGGGAAGGGUCGCUAAAGAAAUAG
Molecule: messenger RNA, 1890 nt
Organism: Microbotryum saponariae
Lineage: Eukaryota; Fungi; Basidiomycota; Microbotryomycetes; Microbotryales; Microbotryaceae
Source: the annotation of a GenBank genome assembly